UGCCAAAAGUCAAGUACUGAACCAGAAAAAAGAAGAAAACUCUCUUUUCCCUCGAAAUAAAACAAACACUUUUCUAUAAACAAGACAAAACAAAAACAAAAACAAAAUGAAUUUCAGUUUCCUCAAAAUCUCACUUUUCUUUCUCUCACUUCUCUCUCUCCCUCUGUUUUUUUUUUUUUUCUUGGUUUGCUUUCUGAUACUCUUUUUCUUGCCACACACAUGUAACUUAUACUAACGAUACAACUAACUCCAAUCACAAAACUAAAGCAGACCCAUUUCACUAUUUCCCAAUUCGAACUCGAAAGCUCUCUCUUUCUUCCCCAAAAGGUAUGGAACUUUUGAAACCCGCUCACCCGACCCGAGAAUCCAUUUCUGGGUUUUCUUCUCCGGGAGUUUUCCGGCCUGUUUGUGAAAGGACGGUGACUGCCCAAUUGCCAAAUAUUGUUGAAGAAGUGAAUGGUUGUAGUAGUAGUAGUAGUGAUAAAGUUUAUGUUGCUGUGGGGAAAUCUAUAGAGAAAGGUGUCGGUUUGCUUCAAUGGAGUGUUAAACGCUUUGGGAACAAAGAAAUUUGUAUUCUUUAUGUUCACCAGCCUUCUUCAUUAAUACCAACACUAUUGGGUAAACUACCAGCAAGUCGAGCAAAUGCUGAAGUAGUGUUAGCACAUAGAAGGGAGGAAAGGGAACAGACUAAGAAGCUUUUGGAAAAUUACUUGGCCAUUUGUCAUAGAGCUAAGGUUGAAGCAAGCAUUGUUACAACUGAAUGUGAACAAGUUCCAAAGGGAAUACUAGAUUUGGUGAAUAUACAUGGUGCUACGAAGCUUGUUAUGGGGGCAGUACCAGCAAAUUGCAUGAAGGUAAAAAAGAGCUCUGACAAAGCAGAUUAUGUAGCCAAAAGUGCUCCCUAUUUCUGUGAAAUAUGGUUUAUCAACAAAGGGAAGCACAUAUGGACGAAAGAAGCUUUUGAAAGGUCAAGUCACUCUGGGGGAGCAAGUGAUGAUACAUUAGGGUCUAAAUCAUUGCGAUAUAGCAAGAAUAUAAUGCCAUUAUACCCAGAGUAUCUUCAAUCUACUUCUGCUACAGGCAUUCCUUGUGCUAGCGUUAGUGAUUGGGUUCAGAUUGAAUCAAACAACUCAGAAGAGCCAGUGCUGCACACUAGGUCUAGUGCUACCAAUGGAUGUUUUCCCCAGAGUGCAUUUAGCUCUACAAGUAGUAGCUCCCGUGCUUCUACUGAAAGAAGGGUGUCUUUAGAUUCUGAUUCGAAGGUUGAGGAAGAGAGCUUAUAUUGUCAGCUUGCAGAAGCGAGGAUAGAAGCAGAAGCAUCAAGGAAUGAAGCAUUUGAAGAGUUAUUAAGGCGCAAAAAAAUAGAAUUCCAGACUUUGGAAGCCAUUAGCAAGGUGAAGAUCUUUGAAUCUGCCUAUGAAAAUGAAGUUAAACUUAGAAAGGAAGCCGAGGAUGCAUUGAGGAUUACAAUAGAGGAACAAGUAAAACUCCUAAAAGAGAAAGAAGAAGUAACUAGAGAACUACAAAGGACCAUGAGAAAUCUUGCACUUUUAGACAAUCGUGGAAAGGAAGCAAAUCGUAGGCAGGAUGAAGCUGCUGGAGAGUUGAAACUCAUUCAAACUUCCAUUGCAUCUCUACGGCAGGAAAAGCAGAGAAUCCAACGGCAGAAAAUGGAAGCUGUAAGAUGGCUUGAGCGAUGGAGAAACCGUGGGCCAGCUGGAGCUCCAAACUGCAAUGGGUUUCUUGGGUUUGUUGAAGAGUUACCUGAGUUAGCAGAAUUCUUACUAUCUGAUUUGGAAACUGCAACAUGCAAUUUCUCUGAGAGCUUCAAACUUGGCCAGGGAGGAUAUGGUUGUGUUUACAAGGGUGAAAUGUUGGGUAGAACUGUUGCUAUAAAGAAGCUUCAUCCACAUAACAUGCAAGGGCAGUCAGAGUUUCAGAAAGAGGUUCAAGUUCUUGGAAAAUUACAACAUCCUCAUCUGGUGACUUUGCUUGGUUCAUGCCCAGAAGCAUGGUCUCUUGUGUACGAGUACUUGCCUAAUGGGAGCCUCCAUGAGUGCCUUUUCAGGAGAAGCAAUAUUUCUCCCUUGACAUGGAAGGUCCGGGCCCGGAUAAUAGCUGAAAUUUCAAGCGCAGUUUGUUUCUUGCACUCUUCUAAUCCUGAAAAGAUUGUCCAUGGAGAUCUGAAACCACAAAAUAUCCUACUUGAUUCUGAACUUAGUUGCAAGAUAUGUGAAUUUGGGAUUUGCAGGCUAGUAACAGAUGAUACUCUUUAUUGCCCAAGUUUCCAUAGAGGUAAUGAGCCAAAGGGUGCUUUUCCAUAUACAGAUCCAGAGUUCCAUAGAGUUGGAGUUCUGACAACCAAGUCGGAUAUCUAUUCCUUUGGGGUGAUCAUUCUACAGUUACUCACUGGAAGGCCUCCGGUUGGGUUAGUAGGUGAGGUGCGUAGAACAAUGUUGUGUGGAAAAUUAGCCUCAAUUUUGGAUCCCUCUGCUGGAGAAUGGCCAACAUUUAUUGCAAGCAGAUUGGUAGACUUGGGGUUGCAAUUCUGUGAAUUGAACAGCAGGGAGAGGCCUGAGUUGACACCCGCUCUGGUGAGGGAAUUGGAACAGUUGCAUGUUUCAGAAGAGCGGCCAGUGCCGUCUUUCUUCUUGUGCCCCAUUCUUCAGGAAAUAAUGCAUGAUCCUCAGGUGGCAGCUGAUGGGUUCACUUAUGAAGGUGAAGCCAUGCGUGGAUGGUUGGAAAAUGGUCGUGAAACAUCUCCAAUGACUAAUUUGAAGUUGAGUCACUUGUAUCUUACUCCUAACCAUGCACUGCGUUUUGCAAUUCAAGACUGGCUUUGCAAAUCUUAAGGUCCCGGUCAUUUAUGUAUAUAUGUAUGUAUGUGUUGUGUGAAUUAAUCAUGGAUGUAUAGAUGUGAAUUUUUAGUCAUCCCUGCUUCACUUUUGUAUAUUAAGUUCUUCUAUUGCUGCAUUUUGUAUGAGGAGCCGAUGAGCUCAAUUCCAAAAUUUAUUUACUUAUUUGAUUUUUUUGCUAGUAAUCA
Ricinus communis (castor bean) is the source of this 3043-nucleotide messenger RNA. Its product is annotated as U-box domain-containing protein 33. The coding region runs from base 330 to 2852 and encodes 840 amino acids. Gene Ontology annotation, molecular function: protein kinase activity; ATP binding; ubiquitin-protein transferase activity. The transcript is spliced from 7 exons. The record is from RefSeq and is a predicted model, not a curated record. NCBI's taxonomy places the organism in Eukaryota, Viridiplantae, Streptophyta, Magnoliopsida, Malpighiales, Euphorbiaceae. Gene Ontology annotation, biological process: protein ubiquitination; protein phosphorylation.